AUGCCCAACUCCUGGCAGUAUGAUUUGCCCAUGGACCUGUUUAACACGGUGGCCAGUGGCAAUAGCAUCAGUCUUCAAAAUGCAAACAUAGGUGUCAGCAUCUUUGACUUGCGGACACAUGAAUGGACUGCCGGCGAACUUUGCCCUGAUGAAGAUUACGACAGUGGCUACAUUCAACACUCCCCUGGUGGCACUGCCGUCAACUACCUUGAUCGCUUUAUCAUCAGCCACGGUGGAUUUGUGGGCAACUCAAGCUCAAAUCAGCUCUCCUUCUUCGACAUUCACACCUCAAAGCAGGUUCAUGUGAUCGGCCGGCCCAGCAUGUUCGAGGAAGACGAUCUGACAGACACAGAGGAGCCGAUUGCUUUUCCCCGCUUCCAUCCACACGAACACUCAGUGGAGGGUGACCCUUCGGUCGAUAUCCAAAGCAUCACAGUCAAAGGCGACUGGCCUCGGGCCCGUGAUAAACACUGCGCCUGCAUCCAUGGACCCUUUAUGAUUCUCAUGGGUGGCUGGGCACGCUUUAGCGAGCUGGACGAUUUGUACCGCGACGAAGGCCAGGACCACGCCCACAUCAGUGCUGAACAUACCAAUCAAGCCUGGCUCAGCAGCAUGCAUAUCCUUGAUCUCCGCGAUCUUUUCACCCGCCAGGAAGUGACAUGGCAUCGAAUCGCCAUCGACAAGGGCGUGCCCUGGCCAGCUCCGCGUGCAGCCUUCACAUUAACGCCCGCACCGACACAGCACUGUCUGUACCUUUUUGGGGGCCGAACUAAGGACGCUCGCUGCAACGACUUUUGGCGCUUUGACCUAUUGCGCGGUGAAUGGACCGAGUUGGCCCCGACCAAUGCUGCUGAUCAGGAUCGACCAGCGCCCCGCUCGUGGCACGUGGCAGAACUGCUCCAUGACCGCUGGCUGUACAUUCAGGGAGGGCUUACGGUGCGCGACCACGCCCCGCCACACGGUGAUCUAUGGGCAUAUGACACCUGUGAGGCCCAAUGGCAUCGCAUCGAUGCCCCCGUGCAUGCACGGCUUUGGCACGCAUCAUGCCUGUGGAACGAGACCCUACUCCUGUUCGGAGGCGCCGUCCGCCGGCAACCAUUGCGGACACAGGUCAUCGGCCCUGCCGUUUGCCUCCUCCAGCUCGCUCUUCCCUCCCUCGAGCAAUUGUGUCUGCGUGCCUGUGCCAAAGACAUGCCGCAAGCUGAAAACAAGCAGGCCAGUCAGAACACAAUCGUCAUAAACAUCCAAACUGGAGAAACAACCUCGAGAGAUAAGAAGGAAUGUGUCCAUCUCGCCUGA
This is a messenger RNA of Monosiga brevicollis MX1, 1299 nucleotides long. RefSeq lists its product as uncharacterized. Gene Ontology annotation, molecular function: protein binding. The record is from RefSeq and is a predicted model, not a curated record. The transcript has 5 exons. NCBI's taxonomy places the organism in Eukaryota, Choanoflagellata, Craspedida, Salpingoecidae. Bases 1 to 1299 code for a protein of 432 amino acids.